Messenger RNA from Nicotiana attenuata, 528 nucleotides. Its product is annotated as protein TolA-like. NCBI's taxonomy places the organism in Eukaryota, Viridiplantae, Streptophyta, Magnoliopsida, Solanales, Solanaceae. The record is from RefSeq and is a predicted model, not a curated record. Bases 1 to 528 code for a protein of 175 amino acids. The transcript has a single exon.
AUGAAGGAGGCCAAGACCCUAGGGUGGAGGCAAAGCAUGGAACGUCUCGCCUCGGAGAAAGAUACUCUUCGGGAGCAGCUGGCUUCAAUCGAACGCCAGCUUCAAAGUGUGAAGGAGGAGAGCCUGGCUCGAAGCCGCAAAAUUGAGGAGCUCGAAGCUAAAUCUGCUGCUGAGCUUGCAAAGGCCAAAACUGAUGCAGAGGCAUUUGUGUCUGCGUAUCGAGCUGAUACUGAAGCCGCUAACACCCGGGCAAAGGAGAUCUCCGCUGCGGCCGAAGUUAAGCUAUCAUGUGCACUCAACCACGCUAGGCGACAGUCCCGGAGGGAAACCCUGGAAGAGGUGCACGCUCGUGGCUUCGACCUCUCAGCCGACAUUGAAAAAGCAAAGACUUUGGAAGAAGAGGCUGCCGUUUUGCUUUCCGAUGAUGAUGAUUCACCUAGUGGUUCCGAGAGUGGAGGAGACAAAGAUGAAGUCCCUGAGGAGGAGGUUCCCGAAGACGAGGCUCCCGAAGAUGCAACCCCGGAGUAG